AUGACACAACUAGCUCGCUCACUGAUCUUACUGAUCGCACAAGCCCCUGACGAAGCCAUAGAUAUUCCAGACGCCGCGUUUUACGACGCCGCCAAUUCGACACCGGAGGAACUUUAUGCCUUAUGGCAGGACGUCACGGAAAUAUAUAAUGAGGCUGCCGAGGCUGAGGAACAUGGGCAGGAUGAGAAUGCUUGGGGCUCUGGAGUAAUCCAGGCAGUCCUCCAAAGAGGCGUCAAGCGCCGUAUUCUUCAAGUGAAAAACGUACAAACAAAGAAUAUCGACCCCUGUCUUCUCCCACGCCUACCGCACAAGAAUGCAGUCAGCAAGAAGGUUGAUUACACAUUUGCAUUUUCCGUCCGAGACCCGCAAGUGAAGGAAACCUACAACAACUUUUGGAACGCUUUUCCAGAUCAAACAGUCAGCCAGACCACAGACCCCUUUACAAAGCGUGUUGCUCUCUUUUCAGGCAUUGAAGUGAAACAAUCAAAUGGCGGUAACACGGAGGCACUGGUGCAACUUGCUAUCUGGUUGGCUGCUGGGCUGGAGAAGUUGUCACGGUUACGGGAUCUCCACGGGGAGAAAUCAGAUAGGAGCUCUUACCAGGCAUCGGAUGGACAAGGUUGCUUUGAAGGGCAAGACAGAAUCUAUGUGGACGGACCCGUCGAAAGCCUCAGCGCCAGUACACGCACAUACUACGGGAUUUUCAAGCUAAUAAAUCUUGUUCACAAGCUGUCAUUAUAUGCCGAAGAGGUGUAUUGGCCGUGGAUGAAAUCAGAUAUAUUGACACGCACCCAGUCGUGA
Aspergillus steynii IBT 23096 is the source of this 801-nucleotide messenger RNA. RefSeq lists its product as uncharacterized. The record is from RefSeq and is a predicted model, not a curated record. The transcript has 5 exons. Bases 1 to 801 code for a protein of 266 amino acids. NCBI's taxonomy places the organism in Eukaryota, Fungi, Ascomycota, Eurotiomycetes, Eurotiales, Aspergillaceae.